AUGAAAGCAUUAACAGGGGCGGGAUUACAUGGAUAUAUUCCGAAUAUGACUUUGAAAUCUGUGAGAGUUCUCGUUGAUCAGAAUAUAUAAUUCGAUGUUGAAUUAGUAUCUGAUAGUUUGACUUGCGGUUGGCUUAUAAGUGAAGUCACUCGACUCUACACAGAGCUUCUAAAGGAGAAUAAUAAACUAGUAGCCUAAUUCUAAAAAAAGGAAAAAGAUUUCCAUUAAAUUAUCUAGAAUAGCAGAAGGUAGCAAUUAAACUUCAAACAAGGAUAGAAGGGUAGUGCUUUUGGUGUUAGUGGUAAUGGGUUACAAAAAGAAAAAAAGAAGCUAAUUGUUGCAUUAAAAACCUAUGACUAAAAUGAGAAUAUUGAUCAUUGGCUUACAAUGUACGACAGAAAUUUAACUCCGAUUCAGGAUGGUGAAGUUCUGAUCACUGUCUUUGCAAAAUUAGCUGCAAACAAACGCAAAUCCAUUUCAGCAGGGGAUUUUGAGCUUGUGAAAGUUAUCGGAAGAGGUGGUUUUUCUAGAGUAUUGCUGGCUAGGAAAAAAGAUACAGGCAGACUAUAUGCCAUGAAAAUUCUUAAAAAAUCCAAAAUCAUUAGAGAGAAGAAAAUAAAGCCAAUACUCAGUGAAAGAGCUGUUUUAGAGCAACUUGAUCAUCCAUUCAUUGUAAAAUUGCAUUGGGCAUUUUAGUCUAAAGAGGAGCUAUUCUUUGUUAUGGAUAUUUGCACAGGUGGAGAAAUAUUCUUUCAUUUGAACAACUUUAAGAGAUUCCCAGAGUAACUUGCAAAAUUUUACUUUAUUGAAAUUCUUCUUGGUCUGGAAUACUUGCAUCAUAAGGAUAUUGUUUACAGAGACAUUAAGCCAGAAAAUAUUCUGAUCGAUAUUGAAGGGCAUGUGAAGAUAGCUGAUUUUGGAUUAGCUAAAUAUAUUCCUAGGAGGGAAAAAUCCUAUUCCUUUUGUGGUUCACCAGAGUAUAUGUGCCCUGAAAUGCUAAGAGGAAGAGGUCAUGAUAAGUAGCUAGAUUACUAUUGCUUAGGUGCUCUUUUGUAUGAGAUGCUGACAGGAUUACCUCCUUACUACUCAAAAGAUACAAACGAAAUGUACCAUAGGAUCCUAAAUGAUUAAUUGAUUUUUCCUGACUAUUUGAAUAGAAAUCAUCCUGUAAUUGAUCUGAUGAUUGGUUUAUUGGCAAAAGACCCAAAUCAAAGGAUAAGAGAAAUUGAAGAAAUUAAAGAGCAUCCUUGGCUUAAGGAUACAAAAUGGAAGAAAUAUCUUAGAAAAGAGAUCACUCCCCCAUUCGUACCGUCAAUGAGGGAAUCUAAUUUUGAUCCAGAAUUUAAUGAUUUACCUGUAGACUUUGAUGAAUUAAAAUUAAGAUAAAAUACUGAAAGAAGGUAAUCUUAUUACUAUGAGUCAACUGUUUAAUCUAAAAAUUGUACAGAGAAUAGUUUUUACUUUAACAAUCCUAAUCCGGUUAUGGGAGCUGUUAAUAAUCAGGGAGACGGAGAUAGCAGUAACGGAGGUGGUACAACCACAUUCAUAUUAAACACGAAUCAAGCAUUAUUCAAUAAUUUCUUUGCUCAUCCUGGAGAUGAUAUUAAGGAUAUCUAUAAUGAUUCAAGUGGAACAAACAAUAAUAGCAAGAAUAAUUCAAUCCAAAACAUCAAGUAGCAAGCAAGGCCCAACACCUAAAAUUAGUAAAUGAACAAUCAAUCUUAGAAUUCAAAGACAGAGGUAGAUGACAGUGACAUCUUCAAGAACUUUUCAUUUUAUGACUCUCCAAUAGAGGAGAAUGAGAUCAUGGAAUAGAUUAAGAGAUGCUGUAUCAGGAUAGGCCAGCUCCCUCAGCAUCUAUAUUCUACGAAUCCUACAGGAAAUCAUCUAACUAGUAAUGCAUAUUAAAAUCAGCUAAAUCAAAAUCUUUAAAAACUGUCUUCAUAAAUGUCCUAAUGGAUGUCAAGUUAGAAAAGAUUAAUAUGUGAGGAGUAAGAGGAUGAAGAGGAGAGUAACCAAUAAUAAAAAUCAUCCCAAAAUAAUGAAGCUGAAGAGGGUCCUGUUCAACUGCAUGCUCUCUAGAGUGAAUCUAGCAACUCUAUUUGCCUAGAUCAACAUGAUAUAGCUCUAGAUACUGUAGUUAAUUCUAAGCAUUCUGUGUAUUACUAAGGAGUAAAAAAGACUCAUGAAUCACCAAAGAAAUUAGGUCCAAGAGAAUCAUCCAACACUGAGAAAGCAAUACCAACCAAGCGCAAUCUUUAUUAAGAUGCAGCUAAAAAGAAGAAAGCUGAGAAUCCUUAUUAGAUAAAUGGGCAUCAAUAAAUUAUUGAUGAUUUUACUAAUGUUGUAGGGAGUUUCUCUUCAAAGUCUAUAGAUACUUAUGAUGAAUCAAAUUAAAGUGUUGCAUAAGAAUUAAACACAAAUGAGUCAAUAGCAAUGCAAAAUUACACAAUUGCAAAUAUGAAGUAGAAGGGUCAGACUCCUCUGAAUCAUAAGUUGAUGAAUAGUGAUGAGGUAUAGCAAGAAAUAAAUUAGAUUGUGCCUAAGAUAAGUCACAACUAUAAAAAAUCCAUGGUAAAUCCUAAAUAAAUUAGGCCUUCACUGGAAAUUUAACUUCCAGAUUAAGACCCAGACAUUAUGUAUCAAAGUAGAAUUAAAAAGGAUACAACAACUCACAAAACUGCUGCAUUCCUACCAAAUCAAAUUGCCUCGCCAAGCACUGUAGUUAAAAAGAAUCCUAAUUUUGGCUCUAAAAAUGGUAUUAACCUGCAUUAACAUAGUAAUACUCAUAGCGGAGGGGAUAAGACAAGCCCAAAUUAUAAAUAGAGCAUUAAGAAUUCAUUUAAUAACAAUAAUAUUGAAGGACUUAAAUUAAGAUUGAAUCAAUCACCUUAAACAUUAUAAAAACCAUCAGAUUUCAACUCGUAGUUAUCAUAAGGAACUUAUCAAUAGCUGACAAGUUCAACUGGGUAUGCAACUUACUCAACAUUAUAAACUAACAGUGCAAAUAAAUUUUAAACACCAGACUAAAAUGACAUCAUAAAAUCCUCAUAUGAUAAUGAUAGGUAAACUGGGAAAAAAUCUUUCUUGCAUGAUUCUGUGCAAUAAUUGAACAAGCAGUAUCAAAAUAUGAUUAAUGGCAACUCAAAUUUUUAAGAGGAGAUGAAUGAAAAAUCCCCGCUUGAAAAAUAAAAGGUAACUAAUGCCAAACGAACUACUGCUAAAUUUAGAAGCAUGGAUUUGACAAGUUAGUCUCUUAAUAGGAUUAAUGGGAAGUUUAAUGGUGAAGGUAGCGACAGAGGUGGCUAUAAUCCAAUGCCAAAGAGUAAAAAGCAAUAGGAAAUUCUAGCAGAUCUUAAGGAAGCAUCAUUAGAAGGUGGAAACUCAAUUAGUUUGUCACCAUAGAGAUCAAUGAUGCCUGAGCUACAGCCUAAUCCUGGAAAUAAAAUACAAACUCUAAAGAAGACGAGAGUAUAGUAAUCAAAGCAGCAAAAGAAUAUUAAAAUGAAAUUAGGUCUUUGA
Molecule: messenger RNA, 3522 nt
Organism: Stylonychia lemnae
Lineage: Eukaryota; Ciliophora; Spirotrichea; Sporadotrichida; Oxytrichidae
Source: the annotation of a GenBank genome assembly